AAAAAUACUACGCUUUUUCUGAAGACUCUACGGAACCGCAGUCAGUCUCAUUUGCGUCGAUAGAAGCCAAGCGAAGAUUAAUGAUGGAAACGAUAAUUUACAUCAAAUCGCAAAGAAUAAAUUAUUUGAAAAUCGGAAACGGUGCGAACAAAAUAUUACUUCUUCCUGGUUCUUUUGGUACCAUCUGGAAAGAUUUCAAACCCCAGAUAGAAGGUUUGGACAAAAAUAAAUUUACUAUUUUAGUAGUAGAUCCCCCAGGUCAAGGGUACAGCAGGCCCCCUGAGAGGGUUAUAACCCCCAAAAUGUUUGAACAAAACGCGGAUAUUCUGUAUGAACUUAUAAAGGUUCUUGCUUUUGAACCUUUUUCUUUGCUUGGUUGGUGCAAUGGUGGAAUAUCUAGUAUGAUUUUCGCAGCAAAAUAUCCAGAAUCUAUAAGCAAGCUUAUAAUUUGGGGGUCACACUCUUACAUAGACACUAAACAAUUAAUUACUUACGAAAAAAUAAGGGAUAUUAGAAACUGGCCGCAGAAAGCAUUGUUACCACAGUUGGAAAUAUUUGGGGAAAAAUUAUUGCAAGAUUUGCAAAAUAAAUGCGAUGUUAUGCUUGAAAUAAGCAAAAAUGGCGGAGAUAUAUGCUGUUCUUCUUUGAAGAAGAUACAGAGUCCCACUUUGAUUUUACACGGCUGCAAUGACGCGUUUUUAGAUAAAGAACAAGCUGAAUAUUUGGUGGAAAAUAUUAAGAAUACAAAGUUAUACGUAUUUCCUGAAGGAAAACAUCAGCUUCAUUUGCAGUUCUCCGAAGAAUUCAACGCUGUCAUCACAAACUUUUUGUUGAAUUGAUCAACAAAAUUUUCGAAAUACCACACUUAUUGAUGGUAUUCUAACUACCAUCACUACUACUUGAGAUUACCGAAAUUUUUGGAGUGAAUGAAAUAUUUCUAAAAAUUGACCUUUAUUAAUAACCAUUGAUUUCAAAUACAGAAUAAACAACAAAAAAACU
Messenger RNA from Coccinella septempunctata (seven-spotted ladybird), 999 nucleotides. Its product is annotated as valacyclovir hydrolase-like. The transcript has 5 exons. Bases 81 to 839 code for a protein of 252 amino acids. The record is from RefSeq and is a predicted model, not a curated record. Lineage: Eukaryota; Metazoa; Arthropoda; Insecta; Coleoptera; Coccinellidae.